GUCCGGUGCUGCCUGGCUACCCAUAAAGUGAAGCUCGGCAGGCGGCGCGGCAGACACUCUCUCUUCCUCCCUGGACACGGCCGCUACACACCAUGAUCGGGUUGAAAAAGCUCCUCCUCCUCCUCUUUCUGGUCCUCCCCGCCAUCGUAGCCUUAACAGAUGGAGGGCGAAUGACAGCGAUGGCCCAAGAGGAUGAGGUGGAAGGAGAGGAGGAUGAAUUGACAGACGAUGAUGAAGUGAAUGUGGAUGACGGAACUGGGGCGGAAGUGGAAACAGCUGAUGGCACUGAAGAAGAGGAAGAGGAAGAUGAAGAAGAAGCUGCUGCCAAAGGUUCACCUGAUGCUGACACAGUCAUCCUCUUCACCAAACCUGUGGGCACUGGCACAGAACUGCCUGCUGGUAAGCUUGUGGAAUUCCUUGUUGGGUUCACCAACAAUGGAGACAAAGACUUUGUUUUGGAUGCCAUUGAUGCUUCUUUCCGCUACCCAAUGGACUUCAACUUCUACAUCCAGAACUUCACUGCCAUCCCCUACAACCGUGCUGUCAAGCCCCGCCAGGAGGCAACUGUUCUGUACUCCUUCUACCCCGCUGAAGCCUUUGCUGCCCGGCCCUUGGGACUUACAGUUAACCUGGCGUACCAUGAUGCUGAUGGCAACGCCUUCUUAGAAGCAGUUUUCAACCAGACUGUGAGCAUUGUUGAGUUAGAUGAGGGCAUGGACGGGGAAACAUUCUUCCUGUACGUGUUCCUGCUAGCCUUUAGCGUGCUGCUGCUGGUGGCUGGACAUCACUUUCUCUCCUCAUUCGGCCGCAAGAAGGGAAGCAAGAAGGCUGUCGUGGAGGUGGGCACCAGCAAACGUGACGAUGUGGACUAUGACUGGCUUCCCAAGGAAGUCCUCAAUGAGAUCAAGAAAACUCCCCGCCAGUCACCCGGGACCAGGAAGGCUAAACGUGUCGCUAGUUCUAAGUAAGUCCUCGGAGCUCUCCAAGGAUGACAUGCAGUUGGUUGCUAUAAGCAGCCAUCAUCAGGAAGAGCUGGAUGACAGAGAAGAGGAAGAGCAGCUCAUAAAAUGCUCAAGUUUUAAGGAUUUUGAGAACAUCAAGUGUGUUUUUGUACUGUUGAUUACAUGGGAUGGGGUGUUGAUGGUGCUGGUUGCAUCCCAUGUAGAUUUCAUAAACUUUCCUUCUAGCCCUAGAUUCUCAGUAUUGUGGAUCAUGUUGGUAUUCCCCUUGCAGCCCCGAAACACUAUACAGGGGUGCCCCCAGAGUGGUCUUCAGGUGUGGUGACUUGGUUUGUUCACAACCCUCAUUCACAUGUUUUUCCCUCACAAGUCAUCACAUCUGAAGAUUGCUUUGGGGGCAGCAAUGUAUGGUAGUGCUAAUGUUUCCGGAAAAGUUGGAUUUUUUUUUUUUUCCAUCAAUAAAACUGAUUAUCACUUUGUAAAAAACUUGGAAAAUGUCUAUAAGAACCAAUAAAACUUUUCCAUACA
Molecule: messenger RNA, 1487 nt
Organism: Eriocheir sinensis (Chinese mitten crab)
Lineage: Eukaryota; Metazoa; Arthropoda; Malacostraca; Decapoda; Varunidae
Product: translocon-associated protein subunit alpha-like
Exons: 5
Coding region: 93-968 (291 amino acids)
Cellular component (GO): endoplasmic reticulum; endoplasmic reticulum membrane
Source: RefSeq, a predicted model, not a curated record